AUGUCCACCGUUCCUAUUGAGUCUCUUCUCCACCAUUCUUCUCUUCGCCGCCGUAACUCUACAAUCUAUCGCGGAACUAGAGGAGGCUUUUUGCCCUGCUCGUUGAAUCUCAGCCGCCAUUUCACUUCGAAGAAGCUCCACUCGGUUGGAAGAAACAUCGGCUCCGGCGGCACGAGCUCAGGUCUUCGCAGAAGCUCCGUCGCGAUUCGAGCUAGCUCAUCGGAUACUGCCGUCGUCGAAACCUCUCAAUCUGACGAUGUCGUCUUCAAGGAAAAUUUCCCCGUUCAGCGAAUCGAAAAGGCAGAGGGAAAGAUUUAUGUUCGAUUAAAGCAAGUGGAGGAGAAGAAUUGGGAGCUGAGUGUUGGAUGUAGUCUUCCUGGGAAAUGGAUUUUUCAUUGGGGAGUCUCAUAUGUUGGUGAUACUGGCAGUGAAUGGGAUCAACCUCCUGAAGAUAUGAGACCACCUGGCUCAAUUGCAAUCAAGGACUAUGCCAUUGAUACACCUUUGGAGAAGUUAUCUGAAGGAGAUUCAUCUUAUGAAGUUACUAUCAAUCUUGAUCUGGAAAGCUCAGUGGCAGCUCUUAACUUUGUUUUGAAGGACGAAGAAACUGGAGCUUGGUAUCAGCACAAAGGGAGAGAUUUUAAGGUUCCUCUUGUGGACGAUGUUCUUGAUAAUGGCAAUUUGAUCGGAGCAAAGAAAGGAUUUGGUGCCCUUGGGAAGCUCUCAAAUAUUGUUCUCGAAUCAGAUGAGUCCGGUGAAGAAGUUGAAGAAAAGAGCACAUCUGAUGUUACAAAAGAAAGAAAAGGUCUUGAAGAGUUUUACGAGGAGAUGCCGAUUAGUAAACAUGUUGCUGAUGAUAACUCAGUCACUGUCACCGCAAGGAAAUGCCCUGAAACAUCUAAGAAUAUUGUGACGAUUGAAACUGACUUACCGGGUGAUGUUACUGUCCACUGGGGAGUCUGCAAAAACGGCAGUAAAAAAUGGGAAAUUCCAGAGAAGCCUUACCCUGAGGAAACAUCUUUGUUUAGGAACAAGGCAUUACGCACUCGUUUACAGCGAAAAGACGACGGAAAUGGAUCUUUUGGAUUGUUCUCUCUGGAUGGAAAGCUUGAAGGACUGUCUUUUGUUCUGAAGUCAAACGACACUUGGCUAAAAAAUAAGGGCGAAGACUUCUAUGUCCCUUUCCUUUCUUCAAGUACCUCGCCCGUUAAAACUGAAGCUCCUCAAGUGAGUGGGAAGAAACCAAAAACAAAUCAAGAAGUGUCCGCUAGUGGAUUCACAGACGAAAUCAUCACUGAGAUAAGGAACUUGGCGAUUGACAUUUCCUCUCACAAGCAUCAGAAGACAAACGUGAAAGAAGUGCAAGAAAACAUUCUUCAGGAGAUUGAGAAACUCGCUGCGGAGGCGUAUAGCAUAUUUAGAAGCACAACUCCAGCUUUUUCCGAGGAGAGCGUUUUAGAAGCAGAGGCUGAGAAGCCUGAGGAAAUCAAAAUCUCCUCAGGAACUGGCUCUGGAUUUGAGAUAGUGUGCCAGGGAUUUAACUGGGAAUCCCACAAAUCUGGCAGAUGGUACAAGGAGCUUCAAGAAAAAGCCAAGGAGUUAGCUUCACUUGGCUUCACUGUUCUGUGGCUACCACCUCCUACAGAAUCUGUGUCACCUGAAGGGUACAUGCCUAAAGACCUGUAUAACUUGAAUUCCAGAUAUGGAACUAUUGAUGAGCUAAAAGAAACCGUGAGGAAAUUUCACAAGGUUGGGAUCAAAGUUUUGGGAGAUGCUGUUCUGAAUCACCGCUGCGCACACUUCAAGAACCAAAACGGUGUUUGGAAUCUAUUCGGAGGGCGUCUCAACUGGGACGAUAGAGCAGUAGUUGCUGAUGACCCUCAUUUUCAGGGUAGAGGAAACAAGAGCAGUGGAGAUAACUUCCAUGCGGCUCCAAACAUAGACCACUCACAGGACUUUGUUAGGAAGGAUAUCAAAGAAUGGCUAUGCUGGAUGAGAGAAGAAGUUGGUUAUGAUGGAUGGAGGCUUGACUUCGUGAGAGGGUUUUGGGGAGGUUACGUGAAAGACUACAUGGACGCAAGCAAACCCUACUUUGCGGUCGGUGAGUAUUGGGACUCGUUAAGUUACACGUACGGAGAAAUGGACUACAAUCAAGACGCGCAUCGUCAAAGGAUUGUUGACUGGAUUAAUGCAACCAGUGGAGCUGCUGGUGCAUUCGAUGUCACAACCAAAGGAAUUCUCCACACGGCACUUCAAAAAUGUGAGUAUUGGAGACUCUCAGACCCGAAAGGGAAGCCUCCAGGUGUUGUUGGAUGGUGGCCUUCUCGUGCUGUUACAUUUAUAGAGAAUCAUGACACUGGCUCUACUCAGGGUCAUUGGAGAUUUCCGGAGGGGAAGGAGAUGCAAGGAUAUGCUUACAUCUUGACUCAUCCAGGAACGCCGGCGGUUUUCUUCGACCACAUCUUCUCCGAUUACCGCUCCGAGAUUGCUUCUCUUCUCUCUCUCAGGAACAGACAGAAACUCCACUGUCGUAGUGAGGUGAAUAUAGACAAGAGUGAGAGAGAUGUGUAUGCGGCUAUAAUCGACGACAAGGUUGCGAUGAAGAUCGGACCAGGGCAUUACGAACCACCAAACGGAGAUAAAAACUGGUCUGUAGCCGUUGAAGGAAGAGACUACAAAGUGUGGGAAACGUCUUAA
Microthlaspi erraticum is the source of this 2697-nucleotide messenger RNA. The record is from the annotation of a GenBank genome assembly. NCBI's taxonomy places the organism in Eukaryota, Viridiplantae, Streptophyta, Magnoliopsida, Brassicales, Brassicaceae.